UUUCCUCCUUCAUUUCCUCCUCCAUCUCCUUCUGCGCCCCCUUAUCCCUCCCUCGUGUCCCUCUAUAUUUCAUUGUUGCAUAGAAGUUAUGUCUGCAACUGCCAAACCUGCCGUCGAGGAGGUCAAAAUGGACGUGGAGGACGCGGGCAGCGCGCCGAGUGAGGCCAAGCAGACGGAGUCCGGGACUGCGGUGGUCCCUCCGACGAUUGUGAAGGCAGGCAGCGACGCGGGAUCGGAAACCAAGCAGGAGGCUGACGGAAGCGACAGCGAGGAGAAACUGCGCGCUGUGCGGCAGAUUGAGUUUUACUUCGCGGACUCCAACCUUCCGUUCGACAAAUUCAUGUGGACACUGCACACCGCCAACCCCGAGCACUGGGUGCCCGUCUCCACCGUAGCUUCCUUCAAGCGUAUGCGCGAUUGGCAGAAGCACGGGAUACCAUGGAUUACCAAUGCACUCCGCAUGUCGACAGAACUCGAGGUGAGCGAGGACGGCACCAAGGUGCGUCGGCGCACGGAGGUGCAGCCGCCGAAGGACCAGUUCGAGAGGAGCAUCUACGCAAAAGGCUUUGGUGAGGAGGAAGACACCGAGACGCAGAGGAAGCUGGAGGACUUCUUCGACAAGUACGGGCGGACGAACGCCGUCAGGAUGCGGAGGACUGAGGAUAAGAAGUUCAAGGGCUCCGUAUUCGUCGAGUUCGCCGACUUCAAGUCCGUCGAGACGUUCCUCAAUGCCAUCCCCAAGCCAUCCUGGAACAACGAAGAGCUGAAGAUUAUGACAAAAGAAGCCUACUGCGAGAUGAAGAUCAAGGAGAAGGGCCUCACGGGCAAGGCCGCCCGGCUGCGCAAGCAGACCAUUCAGUCCGGGAAGGGGUUCAACGCGUUCCGCGAGAUGGAGGAGGCGAAGAAGAACAAGGACAAGAAGGGCAAGGGCAAAGAGGACGAGAAGAAGGAGCCGGAGCUCUUCAUCGAGUUCAUGGGCAGCAAGAUCCGUGUCGAGCCGGGCGAGGAGGGCGGCAGCGUCAAGGACGAAGACGUCCCCGUCGCCAAGGGCGCGUCGCUCAAGUUUGACGGGGCCGGCGAGAGCACCACGUUUGACGAGAUCAAGAGCGUGCUGAAGGAGCGCUUCUCGCGCGCCCCGUACGUCCAGCACACGCGCGGAGAGAGCUCAGGCCUCGUCGGGUUCGAGAAGACCCUCACCGAGGACGAGAUCACAUUCGUGAAGGAGCACCUCAAGACGCUCGGCGGCAAGGACGUCUCCUGGAGCAUCCCCGACGAGGAGACAGAACGCGCCUUCCAGCUCGAGCGCGCACAGGCGUCCGCCCGCCGCGCAGUGCACUAUAGCCAGAAUAGCCGCGGCUCCGGCAGGGGCCGGGGGCGGGGCGGGCGUGGUGGACGCGGUGGGCGUGGUGGGCGUGGUGGACGCGGCCGUGGGCGCGGCGGCGCUCGCUCGAACGGGGGUUCCAAGGACGAAGGAGCGGGCGCGGCGGCUCCAGGCGAGGAGCAGGCGGGCGACAAGCGCAAACGCGCUGUGGAGCCCGACGGCGGGCCCCACGUCGGCCAGCGCGGGGCGGCCGUCCCGGUCAUCCAGAGCGCGAAAAAGGCGAAGACGGGCGAGGGGUCUUCAUGAGCCUGAGCUGUGCAGCUUGUUCAGAAGGAGCAAACUACUGGCGGUCAUAAGUACUAUGUAGCGGUCGAAGCAUCUUAUUGUAGUUGUACCGAGCAUUGGGUCGUUGUUUCGCAUGUACCUCUUGAUUUCUCGCGCGUGUAUACAUGGAUGAUUGAGACACAAGGUUCACAUUGGAGAUACACGAUG
Rhodofomes roseus is the source of this 1813-nucleotide messenger RNA. RefSeq lists its product as uncharacterized. Gene Ontology annotation, molecular function: mRNA binding. The transcript has 8 exons. Lineage: Eukaryota; Fungi; Basidiomycota; Agaricomycetes; Polyporales; Fomitopsidaceae. The record is from RefSeq and is a predicted model, not a curated record. Gene Ontology annotation, cellular component: nucleus. Bases 89 to 1627 code for a protein of 512 amino acids. Gene Ontology annotation, biological process: RNA processing.